GGAGCUUCUGCAGCUCUUAAUGCUCAUGACAGUAGGCGGCUGCAGUGUGCUUUUGCCUGAUUUCAUCUUCAUUUCUCUUUCACGGCUUUGAGAAAGAAAAAAGCAUCCAUAAUAUACCAUAUAAAUAUAUAUUUAAUUUUUUUUGCUCGGGAGAUGAGGGAGAGGCAGAGGCAGAGGCAGUGCACCCUCGCUGAGGACUGAAGAUGAGUGAAUAAGAUUCAGGAGGAAGUUCAAGUCGAGUCUACGUUCUGUCUCAAGGAAGAAGCGCGCGCGAUGUUCGGAAGCGAGAGGAAGCGAGAGAUUCAUUAAUCCGAAGCCAAUCAUCCGCAAUCUGAAGCCAAUAAUCCGCAUUAACCGCAUGCAAACCUGUGCACAGGCUGCAGAUUGGUAUACAGCGAGUAUAACGCAGGAUAGGAAAGAAGUGUGUGUGUGUGUGUGUGUGUGAGGGAGAGAGAGAGAGAGAGAGAUGCUGUGAGACAUUAAAGCAUCAGCCAAGUCAGCAUGUUACGUGUUUAAGCAAUGGAUCGCGCGCGGCUCGUUAUCUCCGGCUCUGAUACACCGGGACCCUUCUAAUAAUUGCUGGAUUUGGGAUUUUUUUUUUCCCCUACAUCGGAAUAAAGCCUGAGAGAGCCUGCUGAGAGCACCCACUGUGGAUGUGGAAUUUAUCAGAGCUGCCCUGCGUUUGCACCAAGAAGGUGAUAGAUUUAUUCUUUUCUUUUUUCUCGUCUUAAUUUUUUCUGCAUUGCUUGCUAGAGGCUCUCCGGCUCGUGCGCUCACAUCUCACUAAAAAAAAAAAAAAAAAAAAAAAAAAAAAAAAAAAGACCUGCAUGGAUUUCACAUUAACUUGAGGCUGAGGCUGCAGAGGAUCAUCCGUCCAUACUGCUAUCCUUGCCACAAGCACAUAUUUGCAAAAGAGAAGGAAAAUGUGCUGCUUCAUUUGGGGAGAUGGAACCAGCAGACGAUAAAUUAUGAAUGUUGAACAAGAUGACCUCUUACCAUCAGCACCAGAUGAUGAGAGGUCCUAGAUGGAAAGGGGCUUGGUUCGACCCCUUAUUCCUCCUGCUUUUGGCUCUGCAGUUGCUUGCAGUGGCAGGAUUAGUAAGGGCCCAGACGUGUCCCUCUGUGUGUUCCUGCAGCAACCAAUUUAGCAAGGUCAUCUGCACACGUAGAGGACUCAGGGAAGUCCCUGAUGGCAUCUCCACCAACACCCGCUACCUGAAUCUUCAGGACAAUCUUAUCCAGGUCAUCAAAGUGGACAGUUUCAAGCAUCUACGGCAUUUAGAGAUCCUCCAACUUAGCAAAAAUCAUAUCCGCAGCAUUGAGAUUGGCGCCUUCAAUGGGCUAACCAGCCUUAACACCCUGGAGCUCUUUGACAAUCGCCUCACAACCAUCCCAAAUGGAGCUUUUGAAUAUCUCUCUAAGCUCAAAGAGCUAUGGCUUAGGAAUAACCCAAUUGAGAGCAUACCAGCCUAUGCUUUCAACCGUUUACCAUCCUUAAGGCGGCUGGACUUGGGGGAGCUCAAGCGUCUCUCCUAUAUCUCAGAUGGAGCAUUUGAGGGCUUGAGCAACUUGCGCUACCUGAAUAUGGGAAUGUGUAACCUCAAGGAGGUCCCCAACAUUAGGCCCUUAGUUCGCUUGGACGAGCUUGAGAUGUCAGGGAACCAGCUGACGGUGAUCCAGCCUGGUUCGUUCAAGGGUCUUAUCCACCUCCAGAAGCUGUGGAUGAUGCAUUCCCAGAUCCAAACCAUUGAAAGGAACUCUUUUGAUGACCUUCAGUCAUUAAGUGAGCUGAACCUGGCUCAUAAUAACCUCACAUUUGUGCCCCAUGACCUUUUCACUCCUUUGCGCCAUUUGCAGAGAGUACACCUACACCACAAUCCAUGGAAUUGCAACUGUGACAUUCUGUGGUUAAGCUGGUGGCUAAGGGAAACCGUACCAACUAACACCAGCUGCUGUGCUCGCUGUAACUCUCCUCCAAGCCUCAAGGGGCGCUACAUUGGUGAGCUGGACCAGAGCUACUUUCAGUGUUAUGCCCCUGUCAUUGUUGAGCCUCCUGCAGACCUCAAUGUUACUGAGGGAAUAGCAGUGGAGCUCAAAUGUCGGACAAAUUCUCUGACCUCAGUCAGUUGGCUAACACCAAAUGGCUCCAUUAUGACACAUGGGGUAUCCCAGGCACGUGUGAUGGUGCAAAAUGAUGGAACACUGAACUUCACCAGUGUUACAAUGCACGACACGGGGAACUACACCUGCAUGGUCAGCAACAUGCUGGGAAACAUUUCAGCUUCUGCAGUCCUCAAUGUGACCUCCAUAGACAACAGUGGUUUCAGUUACUUCACCACUGUCACUGUUGAGACCAUCGAGUCCCCAAUUGAUGGGCUGAUUAGGACCCCUGAGCAGCCUUCCUUUGGCUGGGUGGCAUCAUCUACUACAAGAGCGACCCCAAUAUCCACAGAGAAAGCCUAUACCAUUCCUGUGACGGACGUAGACAAUGAGGGAGCUCUCAAUGGUUUGGAGGAGGUAAUGAAGACCACCAAGAUCAUCAUCGGCUGCUUCGUGGCCAUUACACUCAUGGCUGCCGUCAUGCUCAUCAUAUUCUACAAGAUGAGAAAGCAGCACCACCAGCAAGAUCACAAUGGGCCGACUCGCACAGUCGAGAUCAUCAGUGUAGAUGACGAACUGUCAGGGGUUCCUGCGAUGGAGAGCCACCUCACUCUUCCUCCACUGGAGCACGAGCACUACAACCACUACAACUCAUACAAGAGCGCUUACAACCACGCCUCGACGCUCGGCUCGCUGCAUAGCUCUGUGCAUGAACCUUUACUAAUCCAAGCCAGCUCAAAAGAUAACGUGCAAGAGACACAAAUUUGAAUUUCCUCACUUUGAACAGGAAAAGUUGAUCUUUACUGACAGUAUUAUUGGCUUUGGUGGUAGACAUGUCAUGAUGAUGAAGAUGGGGAUGAAGACAUGUCACUGAGGAUGUAUGUAUUAUUUCAACAAAUGUGUUUACAAGCAAAGAUUAUUUAUUUAAUGAUAUGUCUAGUGGCUGAAUCAAAAAAAAAGAGUUCAUAUCAUUUUCCUCCUCCUAAUUUUCGUUUGAAUUUGGGAUUUAAUGGAUGAGUGGUCUGCUGAAAAACAACGCACUUGUGAAUUCAAGGUAAAAUGACAUGCUUUUGGCAGCCUCCUGUGAACAAACCACGAGGUAUUACAUUCAUAAUAAUGACAUAUUUGUUGUAUCUGUGGGCAUGCUGCAGCAUUUCACUUCAUCUUUUCACAUUUUAGUGAAAUGAGUGCAAAAGAUGGCCACUAAGGACUUAAGACUGUAAAUAAUAUAGUGUAAGUAGAUGUGAUAAACCUAUCUGAUGGAUGCAGAAAAUUCAGAGAAGAAAAUCAAUUGUUUCUAUUUCCCACAAUAUGAUCAUAUAUUGUGCAGCAGCAAAAAAGAAAAGCCUUCAAUAUAAUGGUCUAGAUAAUGUGAUGCAGAUGAUGGUCUCUGUUCAUUUCUGAGGUACUGAAUUCCCUGAGCAUACGACAUAUGAGUGUAAUAACUGGACAAAGGUAUAAAGAUGUGUAAUUAUGUGCAUUAAAUACUGCCCUUUCAGAGGGCGUACAGGUAAGGCUUUAACAUUCAAAUCCAUUUAAUGACCCUCAUUUGGAAAUCAGAUUGAAGCCUUUAACCACUACAUCUCAUCCUAAACUUGCUUUUCCUCAUUUGCCCUUGGUCAAAUUGUUAUAAAUCAAGUUGGUCAAGUUGUUAUGAAUCCUGUGAGAGGUCAGAUCAACUGACAAAGGAAUCCCCCCCACAUUUAAACACUGACUCACAAAAAAGUUUAGCUGCCAUGAUAAACAGCAGUGUCAUACUUUGCAAGGGAAAGCACAAUUCUUUGUUUAAUCUUGCAUGUAGCUCAUUUCCAUUUCUGUGGAAACUCCUUACCUUGCAGGUAGAAUAUUGGGUUACUGCCCAGUGCUGGUAAGGAUCUUACGCUAUAUUAUUAGUGCUGUUACACGGCAUAAGGAAGGAUUUUAUUGUGGUUUGUGUUUGAUGUGUAUGUGUGUGUGUGUGCAGUGUAAUAACUAUCAUUUAAAAAUAUUAAUUACCAUCCAAUUAACAGCACUUUCAAUUAUCAAGCACUAUCUUAUUCAUAUGCUCUGCUGCUCAUCAUCUUUUCCUUUUGCCUGAAUGAUUGAAUAGAGUGAUAAUGUGAGCGUUUGUAUGUUUAAAAAUUUGGUUUCACUAUUUUAAAACUUUUACAAUUGUGAAAAUGAGAUGUUAGUCUCAAUGUAAUGCUGAAAUGAUAAAUAUCCACCUCAUUGUCAUACACAUUAAGUAACUUCAAAAUGCGACUAAGAAUGCUGAUUUAGAGAUUAAAGAGAAAGUCUUCAGUUUGCCAGCUUGAGCUUUUGAGGAUUUUCAGGAAAUUUAAAUGUUAAAUCAUUGAUUUAACAAUAAAAACAUCAAUCCAACAAUAAAACAGUUUUUCUAAGGUUUUCAAGAGUUUACCAUAACAAACAUGUAAGCAGGCCAAUAACAGAUGAGGGUAAAAAAAGAUUUUUAUUCUUGAUUUUAUUUUAUUAGUACUGUUUUGUAUUAAAUAUUUGACAUUUUGUUUUAAACCAUUUACUGCCACUGGUGUAUCAGCUGUUCAGAAAAGCUUCAGAAAAAAAACAUAAAGAUUCAGAAAUGAGAUCGAGAGGCAGAAAAGAGAUAAAGAUUUCCUGAAUUUCUCAUGUGUACUAUAUAUUGAGUCCUAUACUUAUUUACAGUAUAUACUGUACCUGUUUGUUCAUGGCUUUUAUUCUUAGUUCCAUUGGAGUCUAAAUUCUUUGCAGGGCUUAUAAGAAUUCAUAUAUGUUGAUAUGUGGAAACAAAAGAGAACCCAUUGCUUAUCUUCCAGUCAAAUCUUUUUUCCAGAUAAACCCAAAUAGGACUUACAGUCAGUGUGUACAGAAAAGAACUAUACUUUGGCCAUUAAAAAGAGUGACUGUGUGUUCUUGAGUGACAAAAAUGACUUUUCUCAAUCUGCUCCAGUGCUUACAUGAACAGCAGUGUCAACUACUGAGUCGAAACCACCCUGGCAUACGUGACUCUCACCGUGUAUCUAUGGCAUUAAGCAGAAUUCUUUUUUGUUCUGUUUUCUUGUUGUGAUUUGUUUGUUAUUGGUAACUCAUUUUAGAUUUCUAUGAUGAAUUGAAGUGAAGAAUCCUGGUAUUUUAUCUCUUUUUGAGUGAGAGAAUAUGUGCUUCUCCAGAAGAAGAUUUCUACACAGACUGUUUAAGCAUUAACAGCAACAUCUCUAAAUCCAACAUUACAUAUGCGGAUCAGUCAAUGAUAUUAUUGGGAUACGCUUAUUUGAGGGUUAACCAUAAUAAAAAAAAAAACACAUUUAUUAAUACCAGAGAUUGUAGUUCAUACAGUACAUGCUGUAAAUGUAAAUAAAAUGUUUUUUUAAGUGUUGGGUCUUUGAAUUAUUAAUCUUGGGAAAAUUUUUGUGUCGACGUUGAGAGAAAAUGUUUAUUAAACUAUGUCUGACUUUUUGGUAUUCAGUAAGAUAAAUGUCUUGUAUAGUUUCAUAUAAUGUUUAGAUAUGAAUAUGUACAAACUGCACACAACUUUCAGCUUUAAAAAAAAAGGCUGUAGCUGCUGUGAAUCUUGUAUAUUAGCUCAUCUGAGCAGGGCUGGGUGCUUAACUCACCCCACCUUGAACUGUACACUGCCUGUAAUAAACUCCUCCAGAGACACAAUAAUAUUUUGUAUAAACUCCCAGGGAAUCCCCGAAGGGAUGAUCAGUGCUGGAGCACUACAUGUAAAAACCCAAAGUCAUUCAUUUAUUUCUUACACUGAAGUGGAACAUUAUAUAUUUUUUUAAGAAAUGUAUGGUUUUCUCUACGUCAUAGUAUUUACUCAACAUUUUUUGAAAGGAUGACAUUAAAUGUGAUAUAAUAUUGCAGUAACAGUGCAAAUACUCAAUUAUUUGGCUUAUUACUGCUGGAUAGUUUUGUAGAUGAACUUGGUAAGAAACGCAUAGCCUCAUAGCCUCAUAGCCUAUGUUAAUAUAUCAAAGCAAUGUACUGUAGAAAUGCCAGAAAACCAUUCAUCCUAUGGUCUCUGGGUGGGAUGGAUGACAUACUCUCACUCCCCUGUGAAUCACAGUGACACAAGCUAAUCACAGGCCUCUGUGAGUUCAUGUAUACAGAAGAGGGCAGAUAGUGCUUUUCUCAGAGUGUGUUACGCUGCCCUGUAUUUGAAAAAAGUGGAAAAAACAUGCGUUAGGUUUCAUCCUUCCUGGAUGGUCUCACACUUCCAAAUUCUUAACAAUUUACAUAAUUCAAGUUAUAUUAAAAGAUAUGAAGGGUAACAUUAGCUUUAGGGGUGGGGUUAGCGUUACUACAUUUUCUUGCAACUUAAUUAUACAAAGUCAUAUAUAUAAAAUUUAUAUUAACUGCAAUUGCCCUUGUACAAACUUCUCAUGAGAUCAGUUUGCCUAUUAUGCAAAGCUACGUAUGUAAAAUCACGGUGCCCAAAUUUUGCUCUGAUAUCUUACAAAAAUAUUCUAUCCAAAACAAGAUGUAUAAUCGCUGAUGUAUAAUCAUGACUGAUUGAUUAGAUUUAUUCAUCGUUCAUGCUGAUUCAAUGAUUCAUUUAAACCAAUUAACUGGUGUAAUCAGAGCAAGAGAGAGUUCACAAAGAGAUACACAUUAUAUGCCUUAUGAAGCAAAUAGCAACAUGACUCAUGACUAUGUGAUUCAGCAGUAAUUCCAGAAAGCAGUUAAUCCCACGCAUACAAGCAAUUCAGCAUCUGUUCCCUGAUUGUCCGUGUGGGCUUAAUUUAGCCUGCAUGUCUUGAAAAAUGGCAGCUAGAGUGAAUUAAAACCCCCAGAAGACCUUGACAAGUCGGAAAUGGCUUUGGGAAGGGCAUCAAAGUGCAUCAAUUAAUUAUAAACUUGACAUAUGUGGCCUGCUUUUAUUACAUACAGCUAAUGCAUCUGUUGAGUAAAGAGUACGAGUCAAUACAGGUGUGUUAGUGGAAAUAUAUGGGAAGAAUAGCUGUAGUCCUUGUGUGUAAUAAAGAAUUGGUACGGCUUCAACUACAUCAUCAAUUCCAUGAGUCAGCUUCUCUUUCGAUGACAAAAACAAGUCAUCACAAGGCUUUAUUUCACCUAGAUGGAGGAAAAAUGUUCUUCUCGCACAUACAUAGCCUCAUCGUUCAUUUUGGCACCCCACUGCACCAAAGCGAACUGAGAGACGAGUGACCUCUAGACAUGAGCAGACACGUCUUGGCUUAAGAUGGACUUGAUUUUACAGCACCUCCUGUUGAGUUAUGAGAUGCUUGACAUCUAAUCCAUAGGGCUUAAGCUGAAGUCUCGGUGAAACCCGACACUUGUGAAUAGAAUUUAUAGGCACCCCACAUUGUCUCAUUCCCUGUGUGAUUAAUUGUGCGGGGGCGCUGACAGACGGAAGUACAUCAGUUAAUUAAUUUUGCCUGGACAAUGCCAUUAGCCACACCAGGCACCGAGAGGAGGUGUGGGAUUGCAGGCAUGUGCCAUCAGAUUGUCUGCCUAUCCCAGCUCUCACACUCACCAGAUAUAAUGAAUGUAAUCAGCAGUUGGCACAAGCUGGCACUGGCACCCAUCACAUUUAGAAGUAGCGUUAUCUAUCUAUCUAUCUAUCCGUCACUGAAACGAAUGGAAAUGAGAAGGAUCAGUUAGGAUAGAAUCUCAUUGUUUUGGUAACGUAUUUAUUUUCCAAACAGCUUCCAGUUAUGAUUGUACAUUACGUUUUGGCAUCGGGGAAGAUGAAAUACAGCGAGCCGAUGCUGCCAGUAAGUGCGUACACUUCACUCCCAGCUGAAGCAUUUAGGUGUCAAAUUAAUUAAUCCUCAUCCUCCUCUGAGAGAGAAGAAGCCUGCCAAGUGCAGCCUGCACUGCUGGUUACCAACAUCAAAUAAAUGCAUUUGGUUAUCAAUGUAAAAAUAAAUGUGCAUCUCAAAGUCGAGAUCAGUAUUCAUAUAUUCCAUUUACUUCAUCUUUCUUCAUUUGCAUACAU
This is a messenger RNA of Pangasianodon hypophthalmus (striped catfish), 8041 nucleotides long. RefSeq names its product leucine rich repeat containing 4C, genome duplicate b (gene lrrc4cb). Gene Ontology annotation, cellular component: postsynaptic density membrane; glutamatergic synapse; plasma membrane. Gene Ontology annotation, molecular function: cell-cell adhesion mediator activity. Gene Ontology annotation, biological process: synaptic membrane adhesion; regulation of axonogenesis; modulation of chemical synaptic transmission. The transcript has 2 exons. The record is from RefSeq and is a predicted model, not a curated record. Lineage: Eukaryota; Metazoa; Chordata; Actinopteri; Siluriformes; Pangasiidae. The coding region runs from base 973 to 2868 and encodes 631 amino acids.